AUGCCGUACCUGGCCAACACAGCUCAUCUUCAACUUGGAGGAUUCGCUUUUGCUACAGUGGGCUGGAUUUUGGGCUUCGUCGCCACAGGUCUUGUGCAGUGGAGAGUGUGGUAUGUGACCAAUACCACUGUGAUUACCUCUGGCAUUGCUUGGGUUGGCAUCUGGCGGACGUGUUUCUUCAGCCAUAUCUUGGUGUCCACAAACCAAAAAGUGAUGUACUGUAAGGAAUACAGCGUGACGGACUCUUUUGUGCCACGUGAAAUAUUUGUGGCACAGGGCCUCAUGUUGACGGCUAUAAUCCUUGGUGCAAUGGGAAAAGCUGCAUCUGUCUUUGGACUAAAACAUGUCUAUCAUGGGACAGACAAUUUCAACAGGAUUCUUCAGUGGUUUACAUUGAGUGGAUUUUUGUGCAUAUUUAGCAGUAUUAUCAUUCUUAUUCCAGUGGCUUGGAAUAUGCACUCCGUUGUCAAUAAUGUUAGCAUUUAUUUCCCCAGCACGUAUUAUAUGCCUUCCAUUCCUCAGAGGCAGGAAGUCGGUGCUGCCAUUUGCCUGGGGAUUGUUUCCGCCAUCUUCUAUUUCUGGAGUGGGAUAUUUUUCCUUGCCUAUAAGCUACCUCACCUUUCCAACAACAUUGUUCAUCCAAUAGGUUCAAAUGAUUCUGCAUUCUCGGAUGAUUUCAGUAUGACUUCUAGGGAGGUGGAAAGGUCUGCAAGCUUUGCGUCACUAACCAGUUUUGGAAGUAUACCUUUAAAUUGCGAUGGAAUUAGGAACCAGGCAUUUGAAUGGGACGUGGGUGAACUGUUAUGA
Messenger RNA from Nanorana parkeri, 807 nucleotides. RefSeq names its product claudin 34 (gene CLDN34). Gene Ontology annotation, cellular component: plasma membrane; bicellular tight junction. The transcript has a single exon. Gene Ontology annotation, biological process: bicellular tight junction assembly; cell adhesion. The record is from RefSeq and is a predicted model, not a curated record. Gene Ontology annotation, molecular function: structural molecule activity. NCBI's taxonomy places the organism in Eukaryota, Metazoa, Chordata, Amphibia, Anura, Dicroglossidae. The coding region runs from base 1 to 807 and encodes 268 amino acids.